Molecule: messenger RNA, 1222 nt
Organism: Paraglomus occultum
Lineage: Eukaryota; Fungi; Glomeromycota; Glomeromycetes; Paraglomerales; Paraglomeraceae
Source: the annotation of a GenBank genome assembly
AACACAAGUGUCCUGGAAGUGGUGGAAUAGUCUUUUUAGAUUGUCAUGAACGUGUGUUCAUCUGGGACAUGAUAGCUGGCAUGUUGUUUCCACAUGGAAAUUCUUUGAAAGAAGUGUCAAGAGGCCAGUUUGGCAAACCAUGGUUUGUAGAUGAUGAUGGAACUAUUGUUAAAAAAGUUGACUAUUAUCGAAAAAUAGAUACUAUUUCUCAAGAGGAGCUGAUAGUAUUUCCCACUAUACAUCUUAUAACUUCGCAACAGAAUCAUUUGAAUCAUUUGAUUGACACUCCACGACCUGAGCUGUAUCUCAAACCACUAAACAUGUCUGCGAAGCAUACUGUAGAGACGAAAAUAAAAUUAGUCACAGACCAGGAGAUUGCUAAAGAUUUAAAACCAGUUGAGGGCCUGCCCAGAAGACGUUGGGCUGUAACCUUAUAUGCCGUGGACGACGCGGGUGUGAACCGUGAUUUGACUUAUGUUGCUCAAGUAGAAUAUCACCUUCACCCAACCUUUGGCGAUUGGAAGAGAGUUGUACGGAAACCACCAUUUAAACUUGCAGAGACGGGGUGGGGCGAAUUCGACAUGAAAGUAAUCCUUUACUUUGUUGACAAAUCAAUUCCUCCGCAUGAGCUCGAGCAUGACCUUAACUUCAGCAAACCGCACUAUGAAGUGUUGCAUACUUUGAUUUUCACUGAUGCAAAACCCGCAUUUCGGAGGCUGUUGCCAUCGGGCUCAGCGGAGAUAGCUAAAUCGAAACCGGGCAGACCGCCCAAAAGAGCCAACUCUUCAAGUACCGUUACGUCAGCAAAAAAACAAAAAGUAGAAACAACAUCAACGAGAUCAUCGAAAACCGAAACCGUUACAACAAAACAGACGAAAAUGGAAGCACCGCCUACACCAACUUUUGGAUCUCCACACAAAUUAUCACCAGCGAAAACAUCGCCUGCGAAGCAAGUGUCUUCGAAAUCAACGCCACCUAAAGUAUCUACCAAAUCGAUUCCUUCAAAAUCGUCAUCCAAGUCUACAACGUCAAAGUCUAUGAAAUCCGAAUCCCCAAACCCUUCUCCUACACCCCCAAAAUCUUCGCCGGAAUCUGCUCAAUCCGUAGCACAAUGCGAGAACAGAGUGACACUCCAGCGUCUGGCUGACAAUUUAUAUGCGUUGCAAGGAGAUGACAUUCAUGACCUAAUUGAUAUAAUUAAUAAGCAUAGAACAGAUCAUAU